AUGAGCUACCCGGACUGGACUUGGAACCCCCGGCCAGGCUAUUUUGUGGGGAACACAGCGCCAGUUCCCGGCAAAGGCAUCCCGUCUCUCAACCUCCAAGACAAUGGGCAAGGCUACCGAACCUUUGAACCUCGGCAAGUACCUCAAGUGACAGCCUUCCCAUCGACGUUGGCAAUGGCUGCCACCUGGGAUGAGAAGCUAGGAAGGGUUUGGGGAGAGGCGCUUGGGCGCGAGUUCUUCGCGAAAGGAUCCAAUGUCAUACUCGGUCCCGGGCUCAAUGUGCACCGGGUCGCGCGGAAUGGGCGCAACAUUGAGUAUUUAUCUGGAGAGUCAGCGUAUUUGGGUUCACGGCUUGUCUCGGGCUAUGUCGAGGGUGUGCACUCCCAGCAUGUCCUCACCGUCAUGAAGCACUUCAUUGCCAAUCAUCAGGAAACGCGUCGUUCGGACGUUGAUGCGCAAGUGGCCAACCGCACCCUUUUCGAAACAUACUACCCUCCCUUCCAGGCGGCUAUUGAUGCUGGGUGCCUUGCGACUAUGUGUGCCUACAACAAGGUCAAUGGCCAUCACGCCUGUGGCAAUCCUGAGACUCUGGCAGGCCAUCUCAAAACCAACAUGCAGUACAAGGGCUGGGUCAUGAGUGACUGGUGGGCGACUCACAGCUUCGCUGCCGUGGAUGGCUUAGAUCAAGAGAUGCCUGGGAACUGUAUCUCCCUUAAACCAGAUUGGCAAGUGUUCUUUACUCCAGAGAACUUAGAUACACUUCCGGAGGAGAAGGUUCAGGACAUGGCGACACGGAUCCUGACUGGCGUGGUCCGCUAUGGGCUCAUGGAGCAUCGUGUGUGCGAACCGGCAGACGGGGGCUGCUUGGAGGCGCAGUUCGAGGUUGUUGCCACCACCCCAGAACAUCAGAAGCUUGCACGGCGAAUUGUGGCCGAUUCUGUUGUGCUGCUUAAAAACGAUGGGGAUGUCCUGCCCCUCGCCCCGGAUGUCAAGAAGAUUGCGCUCUUGGGUUCAGCUUGCGAUCCUCCAAAUGACGUGGAGGAGUUGUUGAAAAAGUGGGACAUGCCCAACUAUUACACCUUUGGUGGAUCUGGUCGUGUGGUUCCUAACAACCCGCUGUCAAUUCUCAAGGCUGUUGAAUCAUACUGCAAAGAAUCUGGUUGCGAAGUCGUGUCUGAAUUGAAUGACACGGUGGCGGAUGCUCUGAGCGUUGCCGAGGGCGCCGACUUGGCAGUGAUCUGCUCGGCCACCACAUCUUCUGAGGGCUAUGACCGCUCAAAUCUAUCUGUCGAUCAAGAGGACUACGUCGUGGAGGUCGCCAGUCAGCUGAUCGGGAUCCCAAAGAUUUCCAUCAGUAUCAUUCCUGGAUCCAUCGUUAUCCCAUGGAUCGACCACGUCGACGCGGCCCUGGCUGUGUUCUUGGCUGGAGAGGCCACUGGAACAGGGAUUUUGGAUGUGCUGAGUGGUGCGGUGGGGCCUGGAGCCAAACUUCCAGUGACCUUUCCCCUCAAAGAGGAGGAUGCCAUUCAACCCUGUGAGAACAACACAUGUGAGUACACAGAGGGUCUUUUCGCUGGCUUCCCAUGGUACGAAGAUAAAGAGGUCGCCUUUCCGUUCGGUCAUGGCUUGUCAUACACAAAGUUUGCAUACGAACUGCUCUCGCUCGGGCCCGACUGCGAGGGUGAAGCACCGCCCAGGCCUGGGCACCCCAGGCCUGGGCACCCCAGGCCUGGGCGCCCCAGUCGGCCACCAGCCAAUGGGCUCAGAGGGCGUCCACCGCGUCCUACACGCCCACGGCCACCCUCAGAGCAGAGCCUGGCCUGUGCGGUGGUUGGGCUUCGAAAUGUUGGAGACGUGAAAGGUGCAGAGGUAGUUCAGAUGUACCUUGGCUUUCCAGAAGGUCUUGAUGAGCCGCAGAAGCUGCUCCGUGGCUUUGAGAAGGUGCGCCUGCCGGCCGGUUUGUCAGACCUUGUAAAGCUGCCACUUAGUGCACAAGACCUCUCCGUGUGGUCAGAGGAUGACCACUGGUAUAUCCCUGAGGGAACCUUCAAGAUUUACAUAGGGUCGUCCAGCCGAGACAUCCGGGCUGAGGCAGACUUUGUUGUGGCCGAUGGCCAAGUCAUAUUCUGA
Molecule: messenger RNA, 2130 nt
Organism: Symbiodinium natans
Lineage: Eukaryota; Dinophyceae; Suessiales; Symbiodiniaceae
Source: the annotation of a GenBank genome assembly